UGGGUUUAGGUGCGUUAUGAUAGAGCGAAGGGGAUGCGAAGAACAAGAGAGAGAGAGCGAGAGAGCGAGAGAGAGAGAGAGAGAGAGAGAGAGAGAGAGAGAGAGAGAGAGAGAGAGCGAGAGAGCGAGAGAGCGAGAGAGAGAGAGAGAGAGAGAGAGAGAGAGAGAAAAAGAGAGGGAGGGAGGGAGGUAGAGAGACGCGAGGAUUCAUCAAAACAAUGUCCGGUUGGAAGUUUCCACUGGGGCUGUUUUCGCCGACCAUCGCCGGAACUGUUUACAGCUGGACAACGACACAGCACACCCAGUGGAUUACCUCAAUGGACCGCUGAACGGGAUUGGCCGGCCGCUGGACAUCGGCUUCCUGUUAUAAACCACCGGGAGGGAUUCUUCAUCCUUGAGGGCCUGUCCCACACAGCUGAGGACCUGUGUGUGUGUGGUGUGUGGUGUGUGUCCAGAAGGAACAAAUACACUAAACUUAACAAAUACUUAGCAAACACACACGUUUAUCCACACACACACACACACACACACACACACACACAAACACACACACACACACACACACACACACACACACACAUAGAAGCAGGCACCAAGUCCACUCCAAUCAUCAGUGCAACUCAAAAAUUCACGCGAUUAUUCUUAUCACAUACACACACACACACACACACACACACACACACACACACACACACACACACACACAUCCUGUACAGCUGAACGACCCUGGAUAGGCCCCGCCCCCCUCAAGCCCCUCCUCUCGACGGUGGACCCCUAGGUGUCAGCCAUGACUUCUCACACUCAUCAUUCAGAGGGCCUCAUGGCCACGGAGCACCAGCCUCUGGACGCCCUGAAGACCUCCGCACUCAACCACAUCCCUACAGUGGACAUCAACUCCGCCCUUCCGCUGCGUCUCCCUCCGGCUGCCAUCCCCAUGGACCUCCGGGUGGACCAACAGCACCACCACCACCAACACCAUCCACACCAGCAGCUGUCUCCCAUGUCCCCCCUGGGCCAGCAGGGCCCCCUGGGCCCCGGGGCCCCGAGCGGGGGCUCCAGCCCCGGGCGGGAGCAGCAGCUGCAGCAGGAGCUGCUGACCCUGAAGCAGAAGCAGCAGAUCCAGAGGCAGAUCCUCAUCGCCGAGUUCCAGCGGCAGCACGAGCAGCUGUCCCGCCAGCACGAGGCCCAGCUCCAGGAGCACAUCAAGCAGCAGCAGGAGCUGCUGGCCUUGAAGCACCAGCAGGAGCUGCUUGAGCACCAGAGGAAGAUGGAGAGCCACCGGAUGGAGCAGGAGAUGGAGAAGCAGCAGCGGGAGCAGAAGCUGCUGCUGCUGAAGAACAAGGAGCGGGGACAAGAGAGUGCGGUGGCAAGCACAGAGGUGAAGAUGCGUCUGCAGGAGUUCGUCCUGAACAAGAAGAAAGCACUGGCCCAGCGCAGCAUCAACCAGGGAGGAAUCCCCAACGACGCCCCCUACUGGUACCGGAAAACCCAGCACAGUUCUCUGGAUCAGAGCUCGCCCCCCCAGACGGGCCUGUCCCCAUACAACCACCCCGUCCUGGGGGUGUACAACCCCCGAGACGACUUCCCCCUGCGCAAGACCGCGUCGGAGCCCAACCUGAAGCUGCGCUCCAGGCUGAAGCAGAAGGUGAGUGAGAGGCGGAGCAGCCCACUCCUACGGCGCCGCGACAGCCCCAUCACCGCCGCCAAGAAACGCUCGCUGGAUAUGGCAGACUCUGUUUGUAGCAGUGCUCCCGGCUCUGGCCCCAGCUCCCCGAACAACAACAGCUCCUCUAAUAUCCCCAACGAGAACGGCAUCGCUGUGUGCUCCAGCGCCGAGGUGUCCUUGGCCCAGCGGCUGAGCAGCAGCAGUGCGGACGGGGGCUCCCUCAGCCAGCUGUCCCUAUACUGCUCCCCCUCCCUGCCUAACAUCACCCUGGGCCUGCCCGCCACCUCCACGCCCAGCCCUGCCGCCAACGUGACCUCGUCUCCGCAGGACGGUGGUGGUCUGCAGCCGGCGCUGUCCCUGAGCCCCCCCUUCCUGUCCGGUGCCCACCUGACCCCCUACAUGACGGAGACCGGCUCCGGGGCCCACAGUCCCCUGCUGCAGCACAUGGUCCUAAUGGAGCAGGGUCCCCCCCAGAGCCCCCUGCUGACAGGACUCUCCAUCCCGUCGGCGGCAGCCUCGAUGUCUAAGCUCCAGCGGCAGCACCGGCCCCUGGGGCGGACCCAGUCGGCGCCCCUGCCCCAGGGCAGCGGGGCCCCUUCCAACCACGCCCCCAGCCACGCCCAGGUGCUGGCCCUGCAGCAGCUGGUGGUGCAACAGCAGCACCAGCAGUUCCUGGAGAAACAUAAGCAGCAAUUCCAGCACCAGCAACUCCACCUCAACAAGAUGAUGGGUAAGCCGUGCGAGGCGGGCGUGGUCCGGCAGCACCAGAGCCACCCAGAGGAGACGGAGGAGGAGCUGAGGGAGCAGCAGGACACCGAGGGGGGAGCCCUCCCCGCCGGGGUCAGCGUCAAACAGGAGCCCCCCGACCCCCAGGAGCUCUUGGAGGAGGGGCCCUGGGACAUGGAGAGGCAGUCGGACCAUGAGCUGCUCUUCAGACAGCAGGCCCUCCUAUUGGAGCAGCAGAGGAUUCACCAGCUGAGGAACUACCAGGCGUCCAUGGAGGCUGCCGGCCUGUCAAUCACCUUCCCCGGGCACCGCCCCCUCUCCCGCGCCCAAUCAUCUCCUGCCUCCGCCCCCUCCUUCCCCCUCAGUGUCGCGCCCCCCGACCCGCCCGCCAAAACUCACUUCACUACAGGCCUGGUGUACGACUCCCUGAUGCAGAAGCACCAAUGCAUGUGUGGGAACACCAACAGCCACCCGGAGCACGCCGGGCGCAUCCAGAGCAUCUGGUCGCGACUGCAGGAGACGGGGCUGCGGGCGCAGUGUGAGUGCAUCAGGGGGAGGAAGGCGACUCUGGAGGAGCUGCAGACAGUCCACUCAGAGGCCCACGUCCUGCUGUACGGAACCAACCCCCUGAGACAGAAGAUAGACUGCUCUGUCACGCCCAUGUUCGUCAGGCUGCCCUGCGGAGGAGUGGGGGUGGACAGUGACACCAUAUGGAAUGAGGUGCACUCAUCCAGCGCGGCACGGCUAGCGGUCGGCUCUGUGGUGGAACUGGUGCUGAAGGUGGCCACCGGGGAGCUGAAGAACGGCUUCGCCGUUGUCCGACCUCCCGGACAUCACGCCGAGGAGAGCACUCCCAUGGGAUUCUGUUAUUUCAACUCAGUGGCGAUCGCUGCAAGGCUGCUGCAGCAGCGACUCAGCGUCAACAGAAUCCUCAUCGUGGACUGGGACGUUCACCAUGGCAACGGCACCCAGCAGGCAUUCUACGACGACCCCAACGUCCUCUACCUGUCCAUCCAUCGCUAUGACGACGGGAACUUCUUCCCCGGCAGCGGAGCACCCGAUGAGGUGGGCAGUGGUGCAGGGGUGGGUUUCAACGUCAACGUAGCAUUUACCGGGGGUCUGGACCCCCCCAUGGGAGACGCAGAGUACCUGGCUGCCUUCAGGACGGUGGUGAUGCCCAUCGCCAGUGAGUUCUCCCCCGAUGUGGUGCUCAUCUCGUCGGGCUUCGACGCUGUGGAGGGACAUCCCCCUCCGCUGGGGGGCUACAUGCUCACCUCCAAAUGUUUCGGUCACCUGACCCGUCAGCUGAUGACCCUCGCCGGGGGGAGGGUGGUUCUGGCGUUGGAGGGGGGUCACGACCUCACCGCAAUCUGUGACGCUUCGGAGGCUUGUGUGGCUGCCCUGCUGGGCCAGGAGCUGGAUCCGCUGCCCAAGGCGGUCCUGGAGCAGCGGCCCAACCCCAACGCCGUCCGAUCCCUGGGGAAGGUCAUCGAGGUGCACAGUAAGUACUGGCGUGCUGUGCAGCGGUCUGCAACCAGGCUGGGUCUCUCCCUGCUGGAGGCCAAGCGAGGCGACUCGGAGGAGGCAGAGACCGUCCACGCCAUGGCCUCGCUCUCUGUUGCCAAUAGCAACGCUAUGGAGCACAGGCAACAGGAGGAACCAAUGGAAGAGGGGGAACCACUGUAGCAGAGGGGAGCCAUCUCUGUGUUACAUCGCCCUCAUCGGUCGCUCUGGAGAAACGCCUCCUUCGAUUUUUUCGAAAGUGCCUCGACCGUUACCUUCAUUUUGCGCCUAUAAGCCCCGCCCGCCACAUCAGUCACCUCGAUGGGCGGCCCCUCUAACCAAUGAGAGGGCAUGGGCGGGCUCAGCCUCACGAGUAGGGAGCCAAUCAGAAGAUGGCAGACUCAAAAUCGAUAAAAGGAAACAAAAAAAUACAUCCUGAAGCUUGCGUGUGUUGCUUAGCAACACUCGCUUGGUCACACACAUUUUGUGCCAGUCUUAGCAACCCCCCCCCCCCCCCCCCCCCCCCCCCCACCAUGUUAGCAUUCGCGACGGUGGCUAGCGACAUGACCCGGCCUGAAGGCUAGGGUGCUAGUCCAUUUGAAGUCUUGAGGCGGCGGAGGAGAGCUGUAAAAUUCUCACGGUGCAGAGUACAGUGGACGUGUGGCCAUUGCCACCGGAACCCUCUGCCCAACACAGUUGGUCAGUCCUUUGAUUCAUUUGUACCAUUAUUUUCUCAACAAAUUUUGCCUACAAAAACAAUCCCCCAGCCGCUGCGCCCACGACGACCGGCCUGGGGGCUCGUCGGCAUUCUGUAACGAGAUGCGUUCACUGUGGACUUUGAGACGGGUCCCGGCGCCGCCGCCGCCGCCGCACCGCACCGUCCCCAUAGCAACCGCCGCCAUUGGAUGAGCUGUUGCCCUGGACGACGGUCGGGGCCAUAGACGCAGGGGACCGGCGUGCGGGUCCCGGACGCGAUCGGUCCGAUACUGACGGACUGGAGGAGUGCCUUGGUGCAGAUCCACCGGGUUUCAGGAAAAUCCGGUGGAUUCAGGAAAAGAAGAUUGCCUUAAGUCACAAGAUACUACUUAGUUUUGUGGCCCCUGUGGCUAAAGAAUGCAGGUCCCUGCAGCGCAGAAUGAGACGAUGACAAGAGGAGCGGUCAGCAUGUUUACGUGGAACAUUUACUUCUUUCAAGGACUUGGUCUGUGGAGGGUGUGGUUUUGGUUUGGAUUUUUUCUUUCCCUUGGAAUGAAUCUUUUUCUGUGAGAAAAAUGAGAAGACACUCAUUGCUUAAGGAGAGUAGAGGCAGGCUUCAGUGGCGGGAGGGAAUAAAAAGGGGUUGACAGGUCACUCGCUGGAAGACGCUAGAUUGAUGCUAAAUUUUAGGGAAAUGAAAGUUCAGCCUUCUAUGUAGCCCAGCCCUUUAUAAACCCCUCCCCCUUCCUGAUUGAUGGCUUCGUACGAAAAACACAACCCAUCAGCCUACCAGCAUGCAUUGGGGCGGAAAGGCCCCAUAUUUUCCCUGAAGAUUCUUUGAAUGUUAUCCCAAAACAAAAACGCAAACACACAAAAAAAAAAAAGCCAAGCCACUGAAGCCAAAGCAUGCAGUAAACAC
Molecule: messenger RNA, 5510 nt
Organism: Gadus morhua (Atlantic cod)
Lineage: Eukaryota; Metazoa; Chordata; Actinopteri; Gadiformes; Gadidae
Product: histone deacetylase 4-like
Biological process (GO): negative regulation of transcription by RNA polymerase II
Molecular function (GO): histone deacetylase activity
Source: RefSeq, a predicted model, not a curated record